AUGGGAAAGGAAAAGACCCACAUCAACAUCGUGGUCAUUGGCCAUGUCGACUCCGGCAAAUCCACCUCUACCGGCCAUCUGAUCUACAAGUGCGGAGGAAUCGACAAGAGAACCAUCGAGAAGUUCGAGAAGGAAGCCGCCGAGGUGAGUUUUUCGAACGUUUAUCGUCGUAUCUGUAAAACCGUUAGAUUCAAGAUGGCGGCGUCAGCAUGCCUCCUCUCAGCCCCGCUGCCCGGCACGAAUGGAGCAGCCGUGUGCGCGCACGCGGGGUGUGGCUUAACGCCGCCAGUCAGUGAUGGUGACUGAGCAGAUAUUUCACCACGGGCCUGAGGCUACAGUACAAAGACUUGUGAAACACUACAGAAAGCAUAUUAUCAAAGAUGUGGAAAGAAAUUUCUUAUAAAAAAAUACUCGGUUUCAUCAAACACUGACUCAAACUUUUGAAUUUGAUACCACACUACUGUCAAAGUUGACAACACUCAACUGUGUUCAGAAGUUCAAUAUCCCCUUUUAACUUGGUCAAACUGCUACAUUAAAACUUCUCUGAAUACUGUGUAAUGUGUUUUCUAGAAAUUGAACCACAAUCAUGUUUAUCCCUUCUGUAGAUGGGCAAGGGCUCCUUCAAGUACGCCUGGGUGCUGGACAAACUGAAGGCCGAGCGUGAGCGUGGUAUCACCAUCGAUAUCGCUCUGUGGAAGUUUGAGACCAGCAAGUACUACGUGACCAUCAUUGAUGCCCCUGGACACAGAGACUUCAUCAAGAACAUGAUCACUGGAACAUCUCAGGUAUGAGCAGUCAUCAUGAUCACUGGAACCUCAAAGACAAAGUUGGAGAGUGUUUUGGACUUCAACUAAAUGAGUAUUUCUUUUUAGGCUGACUGCGCCGUGCUGAUUGUUGCUGCUGGUGUUGGUGAGUUUGAGGCCGGUAUCUCCAAGAACGGUCAGACCCGUGAGCACGCCCUGCUGGCCUUCACCCUCGGUGUGAAGCAGCUCAUCGUUGGAGUCAACAAGAUGGACUCAACCGAGCCCCCUUACAGCCAGGCCCGUUUUGAGGAAAUCACCAAGGAAGUGAGCACCUACAUCAAGAAGAUCGGAUACAACCCCGCCACAGUUGCCUUUGUCCCCAUCUCUGGAUGGCACGGAGACAACAUGCUGGAGACCAGUGAGAAGGUGAGGCUUGUAUUCAUUUCACCUAAGUGAAACAGGGGUCUGUUUUGAAGGUGAAUAGAUGUCUAACUUAACUUAAAUGUUUCUUUUUAGAUGGGCUGGUUCAAGGGAUGGAAGAUUGAGCGCAAGGAGGGCAAUGCCAGUGGAACCACCCUGCUGGAGGCUCUUGAUGCUAUCCUGCCACCUGCCCGCCCCACCGACAAGCCCCUGCGUCUCCCCCUGCAGGACGUCUACAAAAUUGGAGGUAAGACUUGAGUUCUCAAUGGUCUGUUUGCACAAAGCAUUUCAUAGCAGGUGCUUUUUUGAGUCUCAAAAUAUUAUUUACCGAGCACUGUCUUCUCUUAGGCAUUGGAACUGUCCCCGUCGGCCGUGUUGAGACUGGUGUCCUGAAGCCCGGUAUGGUCGUCACCUUUGCUCCCCCCAUGCUGACCACUGAGGUGAAGUCUGUGGAGAUGCACCACGAGGCUCUGCCAGAAGCUGUGCCCGGUGACAACGUUGGUUUCAACAUCAAGAACGUGUCCGUCAAGGAAAUCCGUCGUGGAUACGUUGCUGGUGACAGCAAGAACGACCCACCCAAGGGAGCUGAAUUCUUCAAUGCUCAGGUUUUGUGUUGAGAUGGUUUCAGCAGAUUUAUACAUCCAUUAAGUUUGAUCAGCAGAGAUCUAACACUGCGUAUUUCCACAGGUCAUCAUCCUGAACCACCCCGGACAGAUCAAUGCAGGUUACGCCCCUGUGCUGGAUUGCCACACCGCUCACAUUGCCUGCAAGUUCAACGAGCUGAUCGAGAAGAUCGAUCGCCGUUCUGGCAAGAAGCUUGAGGACAACCCCAAGUUUGUAAAGUCUGGUGAUGCUGCCAUUGUCAAAAUGACACCACAGAAGCCCAUGGUUGUGGAGUCUUUCUCCAGCUACCCUCCCCUCGGUAUGUUUUAUAGAAAUCUAACACACAUUAUCCUGGCUAUAGAUGCAGUAAACCGUAAAUGCAAGAAGUACACAUGAAUGCUAACUGCUUACCUUGUUCGCUCUCAGGUCGUUUCGCUGUGCGUGACAUGAGGCAGACAGUGGCUGUCGGUGUCAUCAAGUCAGUUGAGACCAAGGAAGUGAGCGGAAAGACAACCAAGGCUGCAGAGAAGGCCCAGAAGAAGAAAUGA
Xyrichtys novacula (pearly razorfish) is the source of this 2314-nucleotide messenger RNA. The record is from the annotation of a GenBank genome assembly. Lineage: Eukaryota; Metazoa; Chordata; Actinopteri; Labriformes; Labridae.